Messenger RNA from Tribolium madens (black flour beetle), 3216 nucleotides. Its product is annotated as PAX3- and PAX7-binding protein 1. The transcript has 2 exons. Bases 340 to 2640 code for a protein of 766 amino acids. Lineage: Eukaryota; Metazoa; Arthropoda; Insecta; Coleoptera; Tenebrionidae. The record is from RefSeq and is a predicted model, not a curated record. Gene Ontology annotation, molecular function: DNA binding. Gene Ontology annotation, cellular component: U2-type post-mRNA release spliceosomal complex; nucleus. Gene Ontology annotation, biological process: spliceosomal complex disassembly; mRNA splicing, via spliceosome.
CCCCCAAAAGUUGUAUCACCGACGAGGUGCCCCCACUUUUUCUUUAACGAUCCAAAGGUAAAGGACAUCCAGUUUUAAACCAUCUCUAGAUAUAGGCAAUCAAUUUUAACACACUAUGAAUUAUUGAGUUUCAUAAAACCGCAGAAUUUACACUAAUUUAGGCCAAUUUAUUAGGGAUCAUUUAUUUCUAAUUCUAUAAAAUUAUAAGAUUUAUAAUAAUUUGUAAACCUGAAAAGAGGUUAUGUUUGAAAACGUCAACAAAACGUCAUCUUAACAGAAAAUUAACAUAACCAAACUUUUACAUAAAGUUCCAAAUCGUGUUAAAUAAUUUUUAAAAGGAUGUCUUUAUUCCGUAAACCGAAAAAGACAAUCCAGCGCCGCGUGUUCACCGAAAACGAUGAUGAAGAAGACGAACCCAUGGAAGUGGAGGAGCAGCCUCCUCAAGACCGCGAACACAAGAAGAAAGAGAGCAAAUCCAAACACAAACCGAAACAGCCCCUUCUCAGCUUUGAAACAGAGGAGGAAGGUGAAGUAUUCCAAGUGAAAAAAUCGUCGCACAGCAAAAAAGUCAUGAAAAUGUUUGAAAAAGAACGCCAAAAGAAAAAAGAGACAAAGCCCGAAAAGGAGAUCAAAUCCAAAGUUAAGACAGAGAUUGUAACCGAUGAUUUAGUCCUAGUAGUAAACCACAAAUCGGCCCCACCUUUGAUUUUGAGCGGCCGUGAUGCGUUAUGUGCUGGUAAAGACGACUUAUCUGAUGAGGAUGAAGCCCCAACCACCCACAAAUUUUCAAAACCGGAUAAUUUUAAGAAGGUUUUAGAGUCGGGGGCGAUCCCUGAUGCAGCUAUGAUUCAUGCUGCUCGAAAACGUCGCCAACGAGCGCGGGAAAUGGGGGAUUACAUCCCAGUGGAGGAAGAAGAGCCUGAAGAUAAGGGAAGAUUAAUGAGGGAAGAUGAUAAUGAUGGGAGCGACGAUGAGAGGAUUGACAUGGAUGUGAAUUUGGCAUUGAGAGACCAAGAACGAAGACGGGAACAGUUUUUAGCGGCGCAAGAGUCGGAUCAAGAAGUGGACGAGUGGGAGCACCAGCAGAUCAGGAAGGGGGUCACAGGGGCCUCUGCCCUGACCUCUGAACUCUUAUACACCGAAUACCAACCCGAAAUUACAACAGUGACAGCCCCCACACAAGCUAUCGAUCCGGGAAUCCCCCGGACUCCACAAAUGAUCGCAGAUAAACUACGAGAACACUACCAAUCCGUGUGCGAGUCACGCGAGAAUAACAUCAAGAAAUUGCAACAGAAUCAGCAAGAUAUUGAGCAAAUUAGCAAGGAAUUGGAUGAGUUGAAAACGAAAGCACCGGUCGCAGCUGAAAGAUUCAAGUUUUAUCAAGAGCUUCGAGGGUACAUCACCGAUUUGGUUGAGUGUCUUGAUGAGAAAGUCGGGGUGAUUGCGAGUUUGGAACAGAGGGCUAUGGACCAAUUGGCCAAACGCUCGGAAUGGUUGAUUGAACGACGAAGACAAGAUGUGCGAGACCAAGCCGAGGAAGCUACGAAUAAAGCCGGAAUGAAGAAAGUUACAGAAGAUGAAGAGAAGAUCAGGAGGGCCGCUGAGAGGGAGGGUAGACGGACUAGGAGACGCAGGGCGAGGGAAAUAGGGGGGCAACCAAAACACGUUGAAGGCAUGUCAAGCGAUGAUGAAAUCUCCCAACAAGACAUGCUCAAUUUUGACAAAGAACGCGAGCAACUCGAGGGCGAAAUCCAGGAGGUUUUCGAGGACGUGGUGGAGGACUACUCCUCUGUUGCGAAUAUUCUGAUCAAGUUUGAGGAGUGGCGAGAGACCGAUUUGGCGGCAUACAACGAGGCUUAUGCCACUUUGUGUCUCCCUAAAGUCGUGAGCCCCCUCGUGAGGCUCGAUUUGAUCUUUUGGGACCCUUUGAACGACUCUUUGGACAUAGAAAGGCUCGAAUGGUACCGAACCUUGGCCUUGUAUGGGUUACACGAUGACGAGAGUGAGGCCACUCUUGCCCAAGAUCCCGAUAUUAACCUCCUGCCAACUAUAGUCGAGAAAAUAAUUAUUCCAAAAUUGACACAGUUGGUGGACCGGUGUUGGGACCCUUUGUCCAGUUCCCAGACUUUGAAACUGGUCGGAAUUAUCACUCGCUACGUUCGCAAGUUUCCAACUUUAGGCCCGGCGAGUAAAGCGUUGAAUAAUUUAUUCAACGCGAUUUUGCACAAAAUGAAGUGUGCCCUUGAACAUGAUGUUUUUAUUCCGCUCACGCCGAAAUUGAUUGAAAGCAAGUCGCCCUUUUUUCAAAGACAGUUUGCUAGCGGGUUGAAAUUGUUGAAGAAUAUUACGAGUUGGCAAGGUGUGCUCAACGAUAAUACACUCAAAGAAUUGGCGUUGAAUUCAUUAUUGAAUAGAUAUUUGCUGAGUGCUGUAAAGUUUUGUUUAUUGACUGAUGCGGUGUCUAAAGUUAGUUUAAUUAGUUUGAUUUUGCCAAGGAUUUGGUUACAGAGUAACACUGCGGAAUUAAAAAUGUUUAGUUCGAGUGUGUUGAAUCUGUCCCAGCAGUUGGAUAAAAAUAAUCCUCUGCAUUUGGAAAGUAUUGAUAUUUUAAAUAAUAUUCUUAAAACAUUGCGCACCUAAAUGUAUAAUAGUGUGAUAAUAAAAUGAAAUUUUGAUGAAGAUUUUUCUUUGAAUAGUAUUGUGGGUGUCUUUGAAUCCUACACCCAGUCUCAUUUAAUUAAAAACUGUUUUUACUCAUGAGACUGCAAACAUGGCUUCGUUUGUUUUACUCUUCGCUUGCAUUUAUUUUAAUACAGUCACCGUUCAAAAAAACUGGAUAUUUAGAAGAAACCGAACAUUCCGAAUUAAACAAAAUUGCUUUGUUUGGUAAAUUUUUUAGCAAUGUUAUAAAUAAUGCCAUUAUGUUCACUAUGGUACAAUUACAAAUGUACAGAAAAAUUUUCAUCGAGUAUGAUGUUGCAAGUUUUGAAAAUUUUAGUAUUUUAACGGACAUUUUUAAUUACGGCUAUGAAAUGCAAGACAAUUUUUGGAACAUUAUUUAUAUUUGUUAUUUUUAGUUAAAGUUUACUUCUAAAUAAAAUAUCAUUUUUUUAUUGUAACGUUAAUGGCGCGCACUUUUGAAUUAAAAAAAAAACAUUUAACGUCACAUGCACAGAUUACCCGUUUACAACCAGCAGAUAAUCUGUGUCACAUGAC